GUAGCGGAGGGUCCAGAGGCUCGGACCACACGGUGAUCUGAGGCUCAUCUCCCCCGCUCAUGCACUCCCGAUGUAAGGGCGUUCGAAUGUGAGGGACACAGAGCCCUGACCCACAUUGGACACCCAGUUAAUGUCACCUGUCGUUACUGUCACUUAUCCAGGAGGCCUUCCUGACAGCGCCUCAUUUCAGACCCUUUCCACUGCCUGAUUUUCGUUCCCAGCCUGGGUCACCAUUAUGUUUUUACUUUCUUGCUUCCGCUGUCUUUCGUUGUCUGCCACGGGUAACGUUGGCUCAGCGAGUUCGUGAGUGAACGAAUGCAGUACACUGCUGCACUAAUUCGUUUCUGCCCGGCCUGUGUCACACCUGCUCCUGGUGCACAUGCUUCGUAUUUAUUAAUGUCCGAGGAGCUUCCAGAAGGAAAGGAUCAGCCUGGCGCCAGGGCGAGCGGGCCGCCACGGGACAAUGACGUGUCGCCCGGACUGUCCGCCUGGGGACCCAAGCAGGACCGCGGAAGCUGAGAUCUAACUGCAGCCAUGAGCAGCAAUGAGUGCUUCAAGUGUGGACGAACUGGCCACUGGGCCCGGGAAUGCCCUACUGGUGGAGGUCGUGGUCGUGGAAUGAGAAGCCGUGGCAGAGGUGGUUUUACCUCGGAUAGAGGUUUCCAGUUUGUUUCCUCAUCUCUUCCAGACAUCUGUUACCGCUGUGGUGAGUCUGGUCAUCUUGCCAAGGAUUGUGAUCUUCAGGAAGAUGAAGCCUGCUAUAACUGCGGUAGAGGUGGCCACAUUGCCAAGGACUGCAAGGAGCCGAAGAGAGAGCGAGAGCAGUGCUGCUACAACUGUGGCAAACCAGGCCAUCUGGCUCGCGACUGUGACCAUGCGGAUGAGCAGAAGUGCUAUUCUUGUGGAGAGUUUGGACAUAUUCAGAAAGACUGCACCAAAGUGAAGUGUUAUAGGUGUGGUGAGACUGGUCACGUAGCCAUCAAUUGCAGCAAGACAAGUGAAGUCAACUGUUACCGCUGUGGCGAGUCAGGGCAUCUUGCACGGGAAUGCACAAUUGAGGCCACAGCCUAAUUAUUUUCCUUUGUCGCCCCUCCUUUUUCUGAUUGAUGGUUGUAUUAUUUUCUCUGAAUCCUCUUCACUGGCCAAAGGUUGGCAGACAGAGGCUACUCCCAGGCCAGUGAGCUUUACUUGCCGUGUAAAAGGAGGAAAGGGGUGGAAAAAACCGAUUUUUCUGCAUUUAACUACAAAAAGUUUAUGUUUAGUUUGGUAGAGGUGUUAUGUAUAAUGCUUUGUUAAAGAACCCCCUUUCCGUGCCACUGGUGAAUAGGGAUUGACGAAUGGGAAGAAUUGUCCGACCGGUAAGCCCAUCCUGGGCUUCUUGAAUAUGUUCCCAUGUAGGAGGUAAAACCAAUUCUGGAAGUGUCUGAACUUCCUUGGAUAACUUUUAAUUUUAGCAUAAUGAUGGCCUUGGAUUAUCUGACCUCAGUAGCUGUUAAAUAACAUCAAGUAACAUCUGUAUCAGGCCUUCAUAGAACAUACAGUUGAGUGGGAGUAAACAAAAAAGACUAAACGUGCGCACUAAUGGCUAUGCGAGAGAACUCGGGAUAGACGCCUAGACAGGAACACCUUCAUCACAGCGUUGGUGGUGAACAUACAAAUGGGGAUGGCAAAGGUUUAGAACAGUUUUUCAAAGACUAAAUCUAAAACCCAGAGUAAACAUUGAUGCUCAGAGUUAGCAUAAUUUGGAGCUAUUCAGGAAUUGCAGAGAAAUGCAUUUUCACAGAAAUCAAGAUGUUAUUUUUGUAUACUAUAUCACUUAGACAACUGUUUCAUUUGCUGUAAUCAGUUUUUAAAAGUCAGAUGGAAAAAGCAACUGAAGUCCUAGAAAAUAGAAAAUGUAAUUUUAAACUAUUCCAAUAAAGCUGGAGGAGGAA
Messenger RNA from Fukomys damarensis (Damara mole-rat), 1934 nucleotides. It is a transcript of the gene Cnbp, whose product is annotated as CCHC-type zinc finger nucleic acid binding protein. The coding region runs from base 535 to 1071 and encodes 178 amino acids. The transcript has 5 exons. The record is from RefSeq and is a predicted model, not a curated record. Gene Ontology annotation, cellular component: cytoplasm. Gene Ontology annotation, biological process: positive regulation of cytoplasmic translation. NCBI's taxonomy places the organism in Eukaryota, Metazoa, Chordata, Mammalia, Rodentia, Bathyergidae. Gene Ontology annotation, molecular function: zinc ion binding; mRNA binding; single-stranded RNA binding.